This is a messenger RNA of Dracunculus medinensis (Guinea worm), 657 nucleotides long. The record is from the annotation of a GenBank genome assembly. NCBI's taxonomy places the organism in Eukaryota, Metazoa, Nematoda, Chromadorea, Rhabditida, Dracunculidae.
AUGGGAAAAGUGAAAUUUUUGCUUAUCUCGUUUUUUGAUGUUUUCAAUGACAUAAAAUUUGUGGGAAACUAUUUCAGCGAAUCAUUGCUUAAUAUUAUCGAUCUUAUGACCUGGCCACGAUUGCAAUUUGAUGAAAUUACUGGUAAAUUUUCUUUUCAGCGUGUUCAACGUAGCAGUUUAUUUGAUCGACAUCGUCUGACAUUUGUCGAAGUACUUUUAGGAUCAACAGAAAAAGUUGAUGAUGUAAUAUUGCUUGGGAUGCUAAUUCAGACGAGUGUAAAUAGUUAUCAGAUUGAAGAUCUAACAGGAUCAAUGGAAGUAGAUCUGAAUGGUGCAAAAUUUUAUUCUGGUCUUUUUACUGAUGGUUGUAUUAUGUUGAUGGAAGGGCAUUACAAUAAAGGUAUACUGUAUGUAAAUGGCAUUGGUUUGGCUCCAAUUGAGACAGCUGAUGAAACAAGAGCUCACAUUGGUCAGGAAAAUUGGUUCGGUGGAGAAUCUAGUAUUGCAGUACGUGAAGUACCUAGAUUAGUGAAUGCUUGUCGGAAGAAUCUUGAUGCAAGCAUUAUAUUCGCUUCUGAUGUUUGGUUGGAUGAUCAGAGGGUAGGUCGAUUCAUAUUUUUGUUAAUUAUUUGUUUUUACCCAUCUCAUUUUUUGUAA